Messenger RNA from Monopterus albus (swamp eel), 855 nucleotides. Its product is annotated as kinesin-like protein KIF28P. Bases 25 to 855 code for a protein of 276 amino acids. The transcript is spliced from 9 exons. NCBI's taxonomy places the organism in Eukaryota, Metazoa, Chordata, Actinopteri, Synbranchiformes, Synbranchidae. Gene Ontology annotation, molecular function: protein binding. The record is from RefSeq and is a predicted model, not a curated record.
UGUCCUCACUGUCAGGAGAGGAGGAUGAUGCAGAUGCAUCCCUACAUCCUGAACAUCAACGAGGAUGCUCAGCUGUCUGGGGUGAUCAAGCUUUUCAUCCAGGAAGGUGAAUGGGAGGUCGGCCUGUGUGACUCCUCUCCAAGGUGCAUCUCUGUCAAGGGGCUAGGGAUCCAGGAGCGUCAUGCUGUGUUUAAGAAUGAACAACGCCAGGUAACACUGACCCCACUGGCAGGGUCAAAGGUCACUGUGAAUGGCAGUACUGUUUCCGAGACAACUGAGCUGCAGCACUUGGACCGCCUCAUUCUUGGCUCCAACUGCACCUACCUGUUCAUUGGUUUUCCCUCUGAGAGGGGCGUGGACGACUGGAGCCGCUACGACUAUGACUUCUUCCAGUCUGAACUGGCGGCUGCUGAGGGCAUCCACCUGGGUGAGUCCAGCGCUGGGUCCAGUCAGACAGACCCCAGUCUGCUGGCUGUUUUCUACGACUACAUCGAACUGAUGCCCAUGGUAGCUGAAGCCAACCAGAUGAGCCAGGAGCUUAACAAGGGGGUGGAAUUUAAGUUGGAGAUCAAGAAUCUGGCAUUGUCAGAUCCAAAAGGACACGACCUAGAGAAGGAGACUGUGGUCAGAGUCACCUCUGUGGGUAAAAAGCAGGUGUGGAUGUGGUCCAAGGCCAAGUUUGUGAACCGUAAAUUUCUGAUGGAAGAGGUCUACCAGCAGCAUCAGGCUGAGCAGAGUGGAGACAGUAGAGCACAGGGCCCGUGUACAUCUGCUUUACCAGGUGGUGCCACCAAAUCUGGCACCAGUGCCACCUACCAUCUGAGAGACUUGGUGGCACCACUGCCAUCAGUAUGA